Molecule: messenger RNA, 2770 nt
Organism: Carassius gibelio (silver crucian carp)
Lineage: Eukaryota; Metazoa; Chordata; Actinopteri; Cypriniformes; Cyprinidae
Product: dynein axonemal assembly factor 11-like
Exons: 12
Coding region: 319-1677 (452 amino acids)
Biological process (GO): outer dynein arm assembly
Cellular component (GO): cytoplasm
Molecular function (GO): protein binding
Source: RefSeq, a predicted model, not a curated record
AAUACAUUUCUUUGACUGUUAUUGUUCACCCUGACCGCUAGGUGGCAGAGAUGCUACGUGAAUAUAAACUGAGCAACAGGAGCGUUUUGUUGAUGAAAAUGUUCAAUAAACUUGUUGUUCAGUCGUGUGUCGAGAUUACACCGUGCUAGUGAAGAUUAGGACUGUUAUUUUCGAGAUAAAUACUGAAUGAUUUUCUGAUUCUGGCGAUUUGCUCGACUGGAACGUUUCAAAGGAUAGGCCUGGAAACACAAGCACGAGCCUCGGACUGCAGCGUGCCCGUUUCUAUAGCAACGCAUAACACACUUGCGCGAGCAAGUCAUGGUCCGCAUCAGCGAGGAUCUGAUCCGCCGCAGAGCAGAGCACAAUAAUGGGGAGAUCUUCUCCCUGGAGGAGGUUUCCCUCCAUCAGCAGGACAUCGAGAGGAUCGAGCUUAUCGACAAAUGGUGCAGAGACCUCAAAAUCCUCUACUUACAGAACAACCUCAUCCCAAAGAUAGAAAAUGUGAGCAGACUAAAGAAGCUGGAGUAUCUAAAUCUGGCGCUGAACAACAUAGAAGUCAUCGAGAAUUUAGAAGGCUGUGAGAGUUUACAGAAACUAGACCUGACGGUGAAUUUUGUGGGUAAGCUGAGCAGUGUGGAGUCUCUGAAGCAGAACGUUCAUCUCAGAGAACUCUACCUGGUGGGAAACCCCUGUACUGAAUUUCAAGGAUACAGACAAUAUGUGGUGGCAUGUCUGCCUCAACUACAGUGGUUAGAUGGGAAAGAAAUCAGACGAGGUGAGCGUAUUCAGGCCCUGCAGGAACUGGAUGCAGUGAGGAGACUUGUUUUUGAGCAGGAGGCAGAGUAUUUAGAGAAAAGAGAGGAACAGAAAAAGAGUGGUUUGAAAGAGACAACCGAAAAGCAGGAUGAUCCUCAGAUAAACCAUUUGCUCUCUGAAAACCAAAAUGGGACCCAUCAGAAUAGAGGAACAAGCUCCAAGGUUUCCAAUGAGGAUAAAGAGAAAGAGUUCUGGGAAAAGCCUUGCUCAUUCACACCAGAAUCCAGACUAGAGGCCCAUCGCCAUCUGGAGGACAAGAGGAGGGCCAAAGAGAAAGAGAGAGAGAAGCCCAAAACCAAAACCACUAGAACUCUGAUUACUGCAGAUGGACGAGUGCUGAAUAUCAAUGAGCCCAAGUUGGACUUCAGUCUCACUGAGGAUGAGAACAACUGCAUGCAUUUGGAAAUACAUGUUUACAGGCAUAUGGACACCUCACUGCUGGAUGUGGAUGUUCAGCCAACAUACGUGAGAGUGACCGUCAAAGGAAAGGUGUUCCAGCUGGUUUUGCCUGCCGAAGUGAAGCCUGACAGCAGCACAGCACAGAGAUCCCAAACCACCGGCCACCUGCUCCUCAUCCUGCCUCUGGCACAUGGAGAGAUAAAACCAAAGAAACCCAUUGCCAGGCCAAGCAGUGUCACCAGUAAGCAAAAUAUCAAGAAAGCGACCAGGGCAGCGGCAGGGCGUGAAUUACUGGAGGUGGAUCCCGGUCUGGCUCAGAGUCUGGCCAACAUUGUUCCCAAAGGAAAGGAGUCUUCCCACAAGCCCCUGCAGCUAUUGCAGCCUCACCAGCGCUGUGGUGUUGAGGAAAGGCCUGUGUCAAAGGACUUCGUGGAUGAUCCAGAAGUGCCUCCACUUAUGUGAGCGAGAAAGAGAGAGAGAAUAUGCUAUUACAUGAGACAGCAAGAGAGCAUAAGCCUAAUCACACUCUCUGCUGAGCUCGUGGAAGUGUGUGUGUGAGAUAUAUUUAGUUCUAUUCAUUAGACAUGCAGUUAAACAGAUGAGUAAUUUUCAGUCUCAUUAAAGCUUGCUGAAUAUUUCACUGCUACACAUUCUUAACUUUCAGUGUGUUCUUGUACUCUUGAUGUGCAGCAUAAAUUAUUUUCUCCAUCCAUCUGAAAUAAUUGUAUUCAUGAUUGUAAUAUGUGUAAAAGUUAUUGCUAUAUAUGUACUCUUUUUGUUGUUUUUUUGUUUCCAUCAAAACCAGCUUGUGAUGUUUCUGGCCUCUGACCUACUAUUUUAAAUGAUCAUUUGUUUGUAGUAGUCAUAGCAAUAAAGACUAUGUCUAAAAUAAUUUUCCAUACAAUGUCACCUUUAUUUUUAUAGUGCUUGAUGCAAUACGUAUUGUUUCAAAGAAGCUUCACAAGUGAUAUUAAGAUGCAAAACACGCAAUUUUAACGGUGCUUCAAAUAUGAGACUUUUUUUUUUUUUAUGUUGCAAAAUUCAUUAAUUAUUAAACAAAAUUCAGAAAUAAGGCAGCUCAUCAAAAUACAAUAUUGUGAUCAUCCAGCUCAUUUCAGUUUCAUACCAAUGAGUUUCUUUUGGAAAUUAAACUGCCAACGCUGACUGAGUCUUUAGCUUGUAAAAAUUCUGAGGUGACAAACAGCUUCAAUGCCACUGUAGACAGCCUUACAUGUAUUGUCACCUGCUGGUGCAUGGCAUAACUACAUAAUUUUGAGUCCAAAAAAAUAUCCUGCACCUUUAAAUGCCACUUAUUACUGUAUUUAAGUAUUAAAUGUAUUAGAUGCUUUUACAUUGUUACAAAAAUGUUUAAUGUCAAAUAAAUGCUGUUUUUUUUUCAUUAUUUAUUUGAAUUAUUUCUGAAAGAUCAUGUGACACUGUCAUAUCACCAAUUUUGGUUGUCUAAAAACAAGGGGUGGCUCAACUUCCCCACAGGCUCAAAUCAACCCACUCUCCCCUAUUGCUGUUUUUACUUUAUUUUUUAUCAAAUUAUUUU